AUGGGUAGAAUUAGACGUUUGAUAGACCUUCCCGCCUGUGAACUCCACAGUCUUGGGGAGUUGGCAGAGCUAAUGUCUUCUGUUCACGUCUCACUCAUCUGUACGAAAAAGCUAACGCUGGCCUUGAAGAAUGAAGGCUAUAUUCCAAAACUGCUACAGCUUUUCCAAGUCUGUGAGAGUGCAAAGGACACUGAAUCCUUGCAUCUUCUGUUUGAGAUAAUGAAAGGAAUUUUGUGCUUGGACAAAACCAUUCUGUUUAAGGUGAUGUUUUCUGAUGAGUAUAUUCUGGGUGUUAUCGGAUGCCUUGAAUAUGAUCCUCGUUUGGCUCAGCCAGGACGGUACAGGGAAUUCUUGACCAAAAAAGAAAAGCUUCAGGAUGUUAUUCCUGUCAGAAACCCUGAACUCAGGCAAAAAAUCCGGCAGACAUCCAGGGCACAGUACAUUCAAGCCAUCAUCAAUCCAAAUCCAUUGGAUUUUAAAGGGGGUUCUCUUUCUACCCUCAAUUCCUUCAUCAGCUCCAGCAAACACAAGAUUUUUCAGGCAUUGCAGAAAGAUCAGAAAUUUUUGCCUGAAGUUUUUGCACGAUUAACAAAUGAAGAUACAGCUGCUGAACAACAAUGUGAAUUGAUGAAGUUUUUCAAGGAAUUCUGUGCCUUUUCUUGCAUGUUACCUAAGAAAAGAGAUGAAUUUCUUCAAACUCUAGUAAAGCUGAAAUUUCUUCCAAUUCUUGAAAUGUUAAUGAAAAAGGACGAUCUGCAAGUUAGAUCUGGUGCUACAGAUAUAUUGUGUUACCUAGUAGAAUUUAGUCCAACCACCGUCCAACAAUUUGUAAUGCAAGAGGCCAAGCAGAAUGAGAAUGAUACCCAACUCAUCACUGAGAUCAUUGAGCAGAUAGUCUGUAGUCCUGACCCUGAAUUUGGAGGAGAUAAUAAGUUGAUGGAGAUUUUGUGUGCUCUGAUCAAUCCACAAAAAAUGCUGGCUGUAGCUAGUCAUUUAGAAGUAUUUGAAUUUCUCGAUAUCUUCUACGACCGUUACAUUCAAGUUCUUAUAGCGCCGCUUCUGGCUCAUACAUCAGAAGAAUGGAAUGAAAUAGAUACUUAUCAAACAGCAGAAAUACUUGCCUCAGUUUUGAAGCUGUUGUCUUUUUGUGUCGAACGGCACAAGUAUCACAUGAAGAAUUUCGUCAUCAAGAACGAUCUCCUGAGAAGAACACUGGUUUUGAUGAAAUCCAGACACAAAUUUCUGGCCUUGUGUGUUCUUCGCUUUAUGAGGAGGAUAAUUGGCCUGCAGGAUAACGUUUAUAACCAAUACAUCACUGUGGGAAACCUGUUUGAACCAGUUGUAAAUGCUGUGCUGGAGAACAAGUAUAGGUGCAACCUGCUCAUGUCUGCCUCGAUAGAGCUGUUUGAAUUCAUCCGACAGGAGAAUAUGCAUUUCCUUAUUGCACAUAUAGUUGAAAACUUCUCGGAUGCACUGGAAUCUGUCAAAUACAUUCACACAUUCCAGGAACUGAAGACAAAAUAUGAGCAAGCAAAAAAGCAAGAAGUAGCAAGAUGUGAGCAACAGGAGAAACUGAACAGGGUCUCCAUAUUGCCUGGUGAGACACUUGUCAAAAAAGCAGUAGUCUCACAGGAUGAAGGUGAAGAGAAGGCAGCUCCAACAUCACCAGCAAGCUCCAGUGACUCCCAUCCAACGAACACAACCCUGGCCGCAGUGAUGGCAGCCCCCAAGAGAGGUAUAUUUGAAAUAUUUGGUUAUCCUGAUGAUGAAGAUGAUGAGACAUCACCAAAGAAAAAAGCUCGUCUGGAUUCCUAA
This is a messenger RNA of Passer montanus (Eurasian tree sparrow), 1815 nucleotides long. Its product is annotated as serine/threonine-protein phosphatase 4 regulatory subunit 3B-like. The record is from RefSeq and is a predicted model, not a curated record. Gene Ontology annotation, cellular component: nucleoplasm; protein phosphatase 4 complex. The transcript is spliced from 11 exons. Gene Ontology annotation, molecular function: protein phosphatase activator activity. NCBI's taxonomy places the organism in Eukaryota, Metazoa, Chordata, Aves, Passeriformes, Passeridae. Gene Ontology annotation, biological process: protein dephosphorylation; DNA damage response. Bases 1 to 1815 code for a protein of 604 amino acids.